Messenger RNA from Peromyscus eremicus (cactus mouse), 1520 nucleotides. It is a transcript of the gene Gps2, whose product is annotated as G protein pathway suppressor 2. The coding region runs from base 452 to 1435 and encodes 327 amino acids. Gene Ontology annotation, biological process: regulation of transcription by RNA polymerase II. Gene Ontology annotation, molecular function: transcription coregulator activity. Gene Ontology annotation, cellular component: transcription regulator complex. The transcript is spliced from 12 exons. NCBI's taxonomy places the organism in Eukaryota, Metazoa, Chordata, Mammalia, Rodentia, Cricetidae. The record is from RefSeq and is a predicted model, not a curated record.
CUCAAGCCCAGGACUCCUGAAUGACGACUGCCUCCACCUCAUUCCAGUGACUCGGGCAUGUGCAGGUGCUUUCCUGGCAGGAGGAGCACAUAGACAGGCUUUGAUUUAGACCAGAGCAUCUGCCUCUGCCUCUGUCUCCCGCGGCUUCACGAGGUGAGGAGUUCCAGGGGCUCUUGGCAUCAGGUAGAUGGUCCCAGGCCUCUGUAAACCCACAUGGAAUUUGGACAACCCGGCACCCGUCUCCAAGCGCUUCCGCCUUUCCUCUCAUCCAAUCCGCUGAGCCGGUUGCCGUCAUGACUCCGGAAGGACUUAUCCUGGUCGCCGGAUGUGACGCAGGCAUCAAGGCGCGCCGGAGGCCACGGAGAAAGCGCCGAGAAGGCGGGCCCCGCCUGAGGUCUGGCAGUCAGUGACAGAGCCGGGCGCCCACUGCCCGAGCGUCAUCAACAGCACCAUGCCCGCACUUCUGGAGCGCCCCAAGCUCUCCAACGCCAUGGCCAGGGCUUUGCACCGGCACAUCAUGAUGGAGCGAGAGCGCAAACGGCAGGAGGAGGAAGAGGUGGACAAGAUGAUGGAACAGAAGAUGAAAGAAGAGCAGGAGAGAAGAAAGAAAAAGGAGAUGGAAGAGAGAAUGUCACUAGAAGAGACCAAGGAACAAAUUCUGAAGCUGCAGGAGAAGCUUUCAGCUCUACAGGAGGAGAAGCACCAACUUUUCUUGCAGCUCAAAAAAGUUUUGCAUGAGGAAGAAAAACGAAGACGAAAGGAACAGAGUGACCUGACCACUCUGACAUCAGCUGCGUACCAGCAGAGCCUGACUGUUCACACGGGAACUCACCUCCUCAGCAUGCAGGGGAGUCCUGGAGGACACAAUCGCCCAGGUACUCUCAUGGCAGCUGACAGAGCCAAGCAGAUGUUUGGACCCCAAGUGCUUACGACCCGGCACUACGUCGGAUCUGCAGCUGCUUUUGCAGGGACCCCAGAACAUGGACAAUUCCAAGGCAGCCCAGGGGGUGCCUAUGGGACUGCUCAGCCCCCACCUCACUAUGGGCCUACACAACCAGCCUAUAGUCCUAGCCAGCAGCUCAGAGCUCCAUCAGCAUUUCCUGCCGUGCAGUACCUAUCUCAGCCGCAGCCGCAGCCCUAUGCAGUGCAUGGCCACUUUCAGCCCACCCAGACAGGGUUCCUCCAGCCCGGUGGUGCCUUGUCUUUGCAAAAGCAGAUGGAACAUGCCAAUCAGCAGACCAGCUUCUCUGACUCCUCUUCUCUGCGGCCCAUGCAUCCCCAAGCUCUGCAUCCAGCCCCUGGACUCCUGGCUUCCCCCCAGCUCCCUGUGCAGAUGCAAGCAGCAGGAAAGUCAGGCUUUGCCACUACCAGCCAACCUGGCCCUCGACUCCCUUUCAUCCAGCACAGCCAGAACCCACGAUUCUACCACAAGUAACCACCAGAUUGCAACGUACCCCUCCAUCCCUCAUGGUGGGGGGUCUUCCUAUGUGCCCCAAACCAAUAAAAUGUACCCACUACCA